Nycticebus coucang (slow loris) is the source of this 406-nucleotide messenger RNA. It is a transcript of the gene CD24, whose product is annotated as CD24 molecule. Bases 28 to 258 code for a protein of 76 amino acids. Gene Ontology annotation, cellular component: external side of plasma membrane. Gene Ontology annotation, biological process: cell adhesion. Lineage: Eukaryota; Metazoa; Chordata; Mammalia; Primates; Lorisidae. The transcript has a single exon. The record is from RefSeq and is a predicted model, not a curated record.
GACGCGCCGCACACGAACCGAGGGGACAUGGGCAGAGCGAUGGUGGCCAGGCUCGGGCUGGGGCCGCUGCUCCUGGCACUGCUCCUACCCACACAGAUUUAUUCAAAUCAAACAACCGUAACAAUUCCAAGUAACUCCUCCCAGAGUACCUUGGUUGCUGCAAAUGCAGCUAAUGCCACCAAGGCAGGUGGCAGUGCCCUGCAGUCCACAGCCGGUCUCCUCAUGGUCUCCCUCUCUCUACUACAUCUCUGCUGUUAGGAGACUCAGGCCAAGAAACAUCUGUACUUCCCCAUCUUCUAAAUCCAAUCCAAACGGCAUCUAGAAGUCCGGUGUGGCAAGGAAAAAACAGGUCUUCAUCGAAUCUACUAAUUCCACACCUCCUUUGAUUAACACAGAAAAUGUUGAG